CCACUGCCGAUGAAUCGAUCUCAUCUCACUCCACACCACACCACACCACUCCACCGCCUUUCUCUCUCAUCUCUCUUCUCUCUUCCUCUCACUCUUACAGAGUCCUGAAAUGUACCCAAACAUAGAUUCGCCCCAUUUUCACUCCUCCAUUCCUAUUGGUCAAUUUAUUAUUUAUUUAUCAAAUCAUUAAAUCGAAACACUGUUUCUCUCUUCCACCGCCUUUCAAUCGAAACACUCUUACUGUCUAUAAAUUUCUAAAACCCAACCACACCAGACUGUUUCUCUUUCCCUUGCCCUCCAACAUUUCUUCUCUCUCUCACUCACUCAUCCUUUGUUAGGGUUUUUUCUCUUUGUAUGCAUUUUCUACUGACCUGUGGAGAUAAAAGUGUUAAUGGCGGCGAGUUCCAGAGGUUUCGCGACUCAGUUCGAUUUCAAACUUAGGCGGUUCGCCUUUCUUCAUCAUUCACCGCAUCGGAGUAGUAGCAAUGGUUUGGAGUUGAGGAAGCGGAAGAGAGUUAGUUUUGAAGUUGACCGAGUUGGAGUUACUAGUCGAAUCGGAUGUUGCUGUUCUGACUCGGUGGUUCCGAUUAGGAGAGCGACCAGGCCAGGGAAGAGCGUUGAGAAGAACGAAGAAUGGCGAUUUGAUCUCAAGAAAGCCCCUCGCAGAGUUCGAAUCCAGGCCACUUCUCCUGCAUUGCCUUUUGCUUCUCCUCAAUAUCGUUUUGACUCUAAACAAGAAAAAUAUUAUCCUCGAUGUAGCCCGAGGAAUUCUGGUCCACAGUCCCGAGACAGUCCACCUAAAAGAGACACUGGUAUUGCAAAUGAGAAGGAUUGGGGCAUUAGUUUGUUAAACGAAAAUGUCAAUGAGACUGGUACAAAUGAAGAUGGCAGUACUUGGUACCGAGAAAGUGGAGAAGACUUGGGAGAUAAUGGGUUCAGAUGCAGAUGGACAAAGAUGGGUGGUCAAUCUAACGAUGGAUCUUCAGAAUGGAAGGAAACGUGGUGGGAGAAAAGUGACUGGACCGGAUUCAAAGAGCUAGGUGUGGAGAAAUCAGGUAGAAAUGCAGAAGGAGAUUCAUGGUGGGAAACAUGGCAAGAAGUACUUCAUCAAGAUGAAUGGAGUAAUCUAGCAAGGAUUGAGAGGAGUGCACAGAAGCAGGCAAAAUCAGGUUCAGAAAAUGCUGGAUGGUAUGAGAAAUGGUGGGAGAAAUAUGAUGCUAAAGGCUGGACUGAGAAAGGAGCACAUAAAUAUGGUAGACUUAAUGAACAGUCAUGGUGGGAGAAGUGGGGAGAGCAUUAUGAUGGAAGAGGAUCUGUUCUCAAAUGGACAGAUAAAUGGGCCGAGACCGAACUUGGGACUAAAUGGGGUGACAAGUGGGAAGAGAAGUUCUUUGCUGGCAUCGGUUCUAGACAGGGAGAGACAUGGCAUGUAUCUCCCAGUGGUGAACGUUGGUCAAGGACAUGGGGAGAAGAGCACUUCGGAAAUGGUAAAGUGCACAAAUAUGGGAAGAGUACAACAGGUGAAAGCUGGGACAUUGUUGUCGACGAAGAAACUUAUUACGAGGCUGAACCUCAUUAUGGAUGGGCUGACGUUGUGGGUGACUCGAGCCAACUGCUAUCCAUCGAACCCCGAGAAAGGCCACCUGGUGUCUUCCCAAAUCUAGACUUUGGGCCGUCUACACCUCCUGAGGGAUUCCCCCCAACAUGAUGAAAUCCUUUUUGGGUUAGAUUGUUAAGAAAUUACUUUUGCCAUCCCCUUUGUGUAAUCGUUGAAAUUAGUGCAAUUGCAAUAUUUUGAUCUCAAUUUUUUCAUUCUUUUAAUUGGUCAUUCCUUAGGAUCUGAUGGUAAUAUUCUGAACAUUAUCACCUGCAUUAUUUCUUUCUGGAUAACAAUGAAGUACUUUGUGACUCAA
Molecule: messenger RNA, 1913 nt
Organism: Cannabis sativa
Lineage: Eukaryota; Viridiplantae; Streptophyta; Magnoliopsida; Rosales; Cannabaceae
Product: protein EARLY STARVATION 1, chloroplastic
Exons: 11
Coding region: 392-1708 (438 amino acids)
Biological process (GO): regulation of starch metabolic process; starch metabolic process
Cellular component (GO): starch grain; chloroplast stroma
Molecular function (GO): starch binding
Source: RefSeq, a predicted model, not a curated record